Triplophysa rosa is the source of this 2996-nucleotide messenger RNA. RefSeq names its product ArfGAP with FG repeats 2 (gene agfg2). The transcript has 14 exons. The record is from RefSeq and is a predicted model, not a curated record. Bases 665 to 2125 code for a protein of 486 amino acids. NCBI's taxonomy places the organism in Eukaryota, Metazoa, Chordata, Actinopteri, Cypriniformes, Nemacheilidae. Gene Ontology annotation, molecular function: GTPase activator activity.
UUCAAACGUCACACUGAAGGGCGUGAUAAAGCCUAGUAGUGUCCACGAUAAGUUCUCACGUUGCUGAGUAAACCUGAAAAUAAAUUAGCACAAAAUAAUGGCAACAUAGCCAUCAUGAACAAAAAAUUAGUUAAGGAGCUUAGUGCCUACUUUUCCUGCGUCUUUUCGCUUUCCCGGGUACACUAACUAGGAUCUUUCGUCUGGGUUUCUUUUCUCUACCCUUGAGAUUCUGUUAAUGGAAAGAAGGGUGCGCAACAGCAUGGACUGUGCGCCCUGAGCGAUUUUAUACUCUAUACAUGCGAACGGAUGUGAAUCAACAGAACGCGUAACAAGAAGGAUGCUGUGGCCGUAAACACGGAUUUUUGCGCCUAGAGAAAACCGCAACAAUGAAUAAAUAAAUACGGCGGUUGUAAAACGCGCAGCGGACAGGCUGAUCGCCCAGUCGUGACCACGUUAACGCGGGGGACUACGCAUGUAAGAUUUGUUUCAUGGCAUUUCAAGCCAGUGCAUCAAAUAUCAGCCGCAUAGGCGCUUUUAUAAUGCGGGCGUGAGGAACAUAUUGGAUUAAAAAGGCUGUGGGGCUUAAAGUGCAACGGUGGGCCAGUUAACUGCUCUCCGACAACAUCUUUAGUUCCGGGGGUGUGUGCGACACUAGGGCACUGGCAUGUCGAACCGAAAGCACCGGGACAACCAGGAGAUAUGCGCCCGAAAGGUCCGAGAGCUCGCCCAGACGGGGGUGAACAAGCAUUGCUUUGAGUGCAAUCAGCCCGGGGUGACUUACAUCGAUAUCACAGUGGGCUGCUUCGUAUGCACAUCAUGCUCUGGAAUGCUGAGAGGACUAAAUCCACCCCACAGAGUUAAGUCCAUUUCCAUGACAACCUUCUCCCAACAGGAAGUGGAGUUUUUGCAAAACCAUGGCAACGAGGUUGGAAGGAGAACUUGGCUCUGCAUAUUUGACCCAAAAACAGACGGCUGUUUUGAUGCACAUGACACACAGAAGCUAAAAGAGUUCCUCCAGGAAAAAUAUGAGAGAAAGAAAUGGCAUUUUUCUAAAAGCAAGAUUCGCAGGGAUGCAGAGGCUCCAUGGGGUUCAGGUGUUCAGGCUGUUCCUGCUUCACAUGGGCCUGCUCAAAAUCAGCCUCCAUCUGGACAUUCUUAUAAUCCCACAAUCCGGCCCACUCGAACACUGUCCCAGACUCAACUAUCAGUAUGGGACAGAGCUCCUGCUGUGUCUCCAGCUGAUAGCCGUACUGAAGUGUUCACUACCAGACCCACCCGCUCUCAAAGCUUCAGAGACCCUCCCAUUAAAGACACCUUGUUGAGUGGAAUGGAGAGACAGAGACCAGGGACCAUUUCUUCAGGAGUUGGACCCCAGAGUCAUCUCUCCUCCUUCCCUGCCCUUCCACGUCCUUCAGCAAGCAGCACUUUCAAAAACAGCUUCACUUUAGGUCGCACUUUGUCUACUGGGGGUGGUGCUCCAUUCAGAUCCUUCCCUAAAUCACUUAGUUUGGAUUUUGGAGGUCUAAGCCACACCCACAACACGCUAAGUACUGCUGCUCCGCCCACUGCCACUCAGGAUAAAUACGCAGCAUUAUCACAGCUUGACAAGGUGUUCUCAGACAACACUCCUAUCACAGCUGUUUCAACAACUCCCUCUGAUGGACCCCCUCAGUAUAGCACCCUUUUUGGUAACCGGCUGUCUUCAAGUUCCACCCCUGCAAGUUCCCCAGGAGUUCCAGAGGCCACCUCUGGAUCUCAAACAUUUGCAAAUUUCCCAAACCCUUUCAGUUCUACAGCCAGUUGCACCCAGCCUGUUCUCUCUCCCAGUAACCCCUUCAAAAGCACAGCCACAGAUGACACCUCCUCCUCAACUGUGUUUCACCAGUCUGUCUCUUUUCCUGCUCCCACCACCCAAAGUGCUUUCUCACACCAACAGUCUAGUAACCAGGAAGCCAAUGGUUUUAACUCGUUUCCUGUGCCUGAGUCCAAGCCCAAAGUCCCACGACCAAUGUCUGUCAACCCUUUUACUGUAAGCAAGAUCUUUACCAGUGUACUAACUCAGGACUGUGUGCUAAAUAACCCUGUGUCUAGGGGAAUGUUUACCCUAGCAGAGGAGCUUCGUUGAACCCCUUCAUCUGAUCCUGAACCAGAGGGGGCUCAACCAGAUAAUAACAACACCCAACACCUGUCUGAUUUUUGACUUUUGAGUUUAUUGUAUAUGUCUGUCUGUCUGUUCAUGUAUGUUCAACGGGGUGGGUGUUUGUUAUCAUAUAUUGUACAUGUUAUUGUUUGUACAAGCUUUGUGUGUGUGUGUGUGCUCUUUUUGUACCAGAUGCUAGAAAAUAAAGCUGUAUAUGCGUGUGUGUUUGUGUGUGUGGGUUUUGCCAAAUAUCGGAAUGUUUUCUGAUAGCAGGAGAAACUCAGGUGAAAAGUUGUUUAUUAGAACUAUUAUCAAUUAAACACACACACAAGCCACUGCUUUAACUUUCAGUUACUGCCAAAUGAUAGAGCUCCUUGUGCCAACAUUUCCCUAAUCGCCUGAGUGUCUUACUUCAGCAAACAAUGAGGUUGACAUAACAAAAACAGUAGCAUAUUUAAGCUUUGGAUUAUGUCAGUAAUGCAUUUUUGCUAAUUUGGUUUUUAUGAUCCAGUUGCAUGUUAAUGAGACGGCAUAAAUGACGUAGACGUUCCCUCACUUAUCUGUCUGUGUAUCUAUGCCGGGUUUAUUUCUAUUUAUUUUGACGUUGAUGUUUUUCUUUACAUGUUUUUAAUGUAAUUGUGUGUGUAUUGUCGGACUGCAUGCGCUUCACAAGAGCGGGAAGCUGCUGAAUGUACUGCAAUUUCAGUUAUUAUGAGGGAUAAGUGUAUGGACCAAAAACUGUCUAAUACUGUCAUGCAUCCUGUAUAAUGUAGAGAUUGUUUAUUUGAAAACGGAUUAUAUAGAAUGGUCUUGUAUUGAGCUGUAUCCAUAUACAUAAAGCUAACUGUUGUGUCAA